AUGGUGCAGGAAGGGGACGGGGAGCUCCCAGUGCAACACUUUCUUAAUGAGGAAAAGCUUCCUGCUGACCAGCAGCUCUGGAACCUUGAGAGGAACCCCAGUCUGGACCAAGAGGAGCCAGAACCUCCACAGAUUAAAGAGGAGGAGGAGCACUGCAUCGGUCUGGAAGUAGAGCAGCUUGUACUGAAGCAGGAGGAUCAAGAUAACCUUUUGUUGAAUCCUACUUUCAAGGAAAGUGAUCACAGUGAACCAGAACCAAGUAACCACCAGCUCCUCUCCCACAGCUCAGCUCAGAGCCAAGAUCUCAACGGAGGCCAGCAUGGAAACUCAAAAUCAGUUAGUAAUGCAGAGGAGGCAUCAGAAAAGGGACAUCAUGUCAUCACAAGAGCAAAAGGGAGCACAAGUCCCAGUAACCUUGCAUGUAGCACUACCAUGUCAAAGAUUGUGCCGAAUAUCUGUAAGAGUAAAAAGGUUCUCCAGUGUGACACAUGUGGAAAAGUCUUUAAGUGGAAGUCAGACUUAAAUAGACAUCUGAAGGUGCACACAGAUGAGAGGCCACAUCUUUGCAAAACCUGUGGAAAGAGAUUUUGUUACAAGUCAUCACUAGGAAAACAUUUGAGUGUCCACACAGGGGAGAAACUGUAUUCUUGCGAAAGGUGUGGGAGAAGUUUUAGCUUGAGAACUAGCCUGCAGGGACACGAGAGAACGCACACUGGUGAGAGACCUUUUUCUUGCAAAACUUGUGGGAAAAGUUUUAGUGCGAGACAAACCCUGCAGGAUCACGAGAGAACGCACACGGGGGAGAAACCUUUUUCAUGCAAAAGUUGUGGGAAAAGUUUUAGUGCGAGACAAACCCUGCAGGUCCACAAGAGAACACACACGAGUGAGAGACCUUUUUCUUGCAAAACUUGUGGGGCAAGAUUUAACACUAAAAGUAACGUGCAGGUCCACCAGAGAACACACACGGGCGAGAAGCCUUUUUCUUGCAAAACUUGUGGGAAAAGUUUUACACGUGGAUGUAGGUUGAAAGUUCACAUGAGAAGCCAUAAAAGUGAGGAGUCGUAUCCAUGUACAACUUGUGGUGAAAGAUUUGUUAUCAAAUCCCUUCUAACAAAACAUUUGAUGACCCACACAUAGCAAAACUGAUAUUUUUGUAAAAUGUUGUAAAGAUCUCUCACUUGCCAGUUUAUACAAAGUCCACAGGAGAAAACAUCCAGUUGAGAAGCCACUCCAUGGCAACAGGAGAGGGAUAAUAUUUGCUCAAGCAUUGUCAAAGAAGUUGUUACUUAGAUAUUUAUUUAUUAAUUAGUGAUACAACAGUUAGGGAAAACAACACUGAAAAUGUUUCCAGGAGACCAAACAAGAGAUGAACCUGGUUGUAGUUCAAUGCUUUAUGAAGUUCCAUCACCACUGACGAGGAGCAGACUUCAAUAACUUCACAAAGCAUUGAACUACAGCCAGGUUCAUCACUUACAUCUACACAAGAGUUAUUGUGUACAUUUGCAUUAGCUGCAUCUCUGCAACUGAAUGUGGAAAAUAUCCCAUUGAGGAGACAUCACAAUAUCUUUGAUGCAGUACAUGGUCAACAACAUUUGCUGAAGUACCCACGUUUCUGUUCUUCAUGUGACUGUCAUUGAUAUUUACAUCUGCAAAGGAAGUGAUGUUUUCACCCAUGUAUCUUUGUUUAUUAAUUUAUCAGCCAUUUAAACCAGAUGGUGCAGGAAGGGGACGGGGGUGAGAGAAAUUGAUUGGGUAAAGUAGCAGAUCCAGGAUAUUUUAUUAUCAGUGAAUGUUGAGAGAUGUUGUCAAUGUGUCAGGAAAGACUGUGGAUCAAGAUGUACAAAUCUGACAUAUUUGUGGUACAGAAAUUUAUAAGAACAAAGUAUGUGGUGCAGAAUAUCAGAUGACUUCCCUUUUCUUUUUCCUAUUACAAAAGAAGAAAAUAUGUUGUUAAUGUGUACACUGUCCUAAAUGACUCACUGUAAAUGUUUAUUCUUUUGUACUACGUGUAUUCAAUACUUCAGUGCAUUUGCAGUUCAUUAAAGUUUUUUGAAAUAUGAA
Pleuronectes platessa (European plaice) is the source of this 2061-nucleotide messenger RNA. Its product is annotated as gastrula zinc finger protein XlCGF17.1. Gene Ontology annotation, biological process: regulation of transcription by RNA polymerase II. The record is from RefSeq and is a predicted model, not a curated record. Bases 1 to 1137 code for a protein of 378 amino acids. NCBI's taxonomy places the organism in Eukaryota, Metazoa, Chordata, Actinopteri, Pleuronectiformes, Pleuronectidae. The transcript is spliced from 2 exons. Gene Ontology annotation, molecular function: DNA-binding transcription factor activity; RNA polymerase II cis-regulatory region sequence-specific DNA binding.